Messenger RNA from Salvelinus sp. IW2-2015, 2095 nucleotides. Its product is annotated as type I phosphatidylinositol 4,5-bisphosphate 4-phosphatase-A. Lineage: Eukaryota; Metazoa; Chordata; Actinopteri; Salmoniformes; Salmonidae. Gene Ontology annotation, cellular component: phagocytic vesicle membrane; plasma membrane; late endosome membrane. Gene Ontology annotation, molecular function: phosphatidylinositol-4,5-bisphosphate 4-phosphatase activity. The record is from RefSeq and is a predicted model, not a curated record. Gene Ontology annotation, biological process: phosphatidylinositol dephosphorylation.
ACAAACCAAUCACUAGACGACUUCCGGCCUCCCGAUUUAUAUUGAGGACGACAAUUGGUUGAACAUCCCGUCCAUCACCUGCGUAAUGACUAAUGAGUCAUGUGACAGAGUGUUUUUUUGUUGUUUGUUGCUUCCUUCUUCCUGGUUUCCGUGAUCAUGUGAAUACUUCAGCUAACUAGGUUCACUCAGUCGUCCCGGCCAUACACACUACCCCGGUUUGGGCACUCGACACCCCGCUACAGCCUGCGCUGGUUCCCAAUAGCUACGCUAUGUCGGAUGGAGAGCGUAGCCCYUUGCUUUCGGACCAGCACGACGGGACGAACGGUGCUUCGUAUGGCUUUCCCCAGAGGCCACAGAGUUUCCCUCCAUUCCUCAGCCCCAGUGCCCCCCUCCAGUCCUGUUGGGGAAGACCCCCUCCCUACUCUCCCCUGGGCAGCCCAGACAUUGGCAGCUCCCCCCUCAUCAGUUGUAGGGUGUGUCAGAGUGCCAUCAACGUGGAGGGAAAGACUCACCAACACGUAGUCAAGUGCAUCAUCUGCAAUGAGGCUACGGUGAGCAGAAUGCAGACACAGUUCUAUCUACUUACAACACACACACACACACAACACACACACACACACACAACACACACACCACACACAGACACCCAACACACCCACACACACACACACCACACACUGGUGCGUGCUGCCGGGUCGGGUUCGGACAGUCCAGAACCUCAACAACUCGCUGGGGUCAGAGUUGUCUGUGGACACUGCAGAAACACAUUCCUGUGGACUGAUUUCUCAGACAGAACGUUAGCCAGAUGCCCCCACUGCAGAAAAGUCUCUUCUGUUGGCCGGCGGUACCCCAGGAGGCGGGGCUUGUGGUGUUUCCUGUUGUUUUUGGUUUUCUCUGGCGGCACGGCAGGACUAGUGGUGGGAACGUGUAAACCAGCCUUGCUCCACAGAGGGAUUUAUGCCUCUUGGGUCUUCCUGAUUCUCCUGACUGUACUGAGCAUGUGCAGAAUGAUCUACUGGGGCUGUCUGAAGAUCAGCGAACCCGUACAGAACAUCACAUAGAGCAGUGGAUCUCAAACUGAGGGGUCGACAGGGGGCGGCACGGGGUCCUGCUUUAAACUAAACUCUUGAAAAUUAUAAUAGUAGAAUGCACAAGGUACAGUUUCUAAAUUGGGUAGUACAUUAUCAGGUCCUCUUGUCAUGUCAUCAUCGUAGACCUUAGAGAGAUAUGUGUAACGUGUCAGAAAUGUCCAGAUCAACUAGCCCAUGUCAGCUAACGUUUUCUUUAUUAKGMUUUUUUUUAGGCCAUAGAUAUUGUUGUAAUUUUUUUAGUCACUCAAAUAUCACAUGAAUAGACAUUAGAAAAAUUGCAGAAUGUAUAGAAUUGCAGCAACAAAAAAAUGCUUUAAAACUGCAACAUUUUCUUUGCACCACAUGACAAAAUGUGUAGAAUUUCAGGAACUAUACUUUAAACCUGCAAAAUMUUCUCCACCAACCAGAGGGAUGUGAAKAGUUUGUGUCAUGAACAGUGCUUGUACCCAUAUAAAUAUACGUGGGGGGGGGGGUUCCUCAAUGCUUGGAGAGGGACCCCGAGUUAAAACAGAGAACCCCUGACAUGGAGGGGAACAGAGAGAGCUACUGAGGGAGAUAUGGUAUAGGAAGGAGCGUGAGAACAAACAUAUUAACAGGACCAAUUCAAACUAGAUUAAACUGUCAAAACCUAUCUCUGUCUGGAAUAACUAACCGGUCUUAGGGACUGUGUCCCAAAUAGUACACUAUUCACUAUGCAGUGCACUCAACGUUUGACCAGGGCCCUAUUCCCUAUAUAGUGCACUACUUUAGACCAGAGGCCUAUAGAACCCUAUUCCCUAUAUAUAGUGCACUACUUCUGACCCGAGACUCAUAGGCUCUGUAGUGCGCUAUAUAAACCUGUGGUCAAAAGCAGUGCACUAUAUAGGAAAUAUGGGGCUGAGCCUUUGACUGGCUGGACUAAUGGUCCCCUACUGGACUGGCUGGACCUAUAGUCCCCUACUGGACUGACUGGACUAAUGGUCCCCUACUGGACUGGCUGGACUAAUAGUCCCCUACUGGACUGG